Messenger RNA from Acipenser ruthenus (sterlet), 2092 nucleotides. Its product is annotated as protein Wnt-2-like. Lineage: Eukaryota; Metazoa; Chordata; Actinopteri; Acipenseriformes; Acipenseridae. Bases 884 to 1966 code for a protein of 360 amino acids. Gene Ontology annotation, biological process: multicellular organism development; cell fate commitment; neuron differentiation. Gene Ontology annotation, molecular function: frizzled binding; cytokine activity. The record is from RefSeq and is a predicted model, not a curated record. Gene Ontology annotation, cellular component: extracellular region. The transcript is spliced from 5 exons.
GAUCAAAGAUUAUGGAAAUACAACGUGACAAUUCUAGUGAUGGUGGAAAAAGUUCAAAAGGAUGUGAUAAUCCCAUUCAUGUGCACGUCACACAGUGUAAAGACUACUCUUCUCAUGCAAAAUGCAUAGGGUUCUUUGUUUAAAAAAAUGUAAUGUUUGGGAUUAUAGUAGGAUGUUUAAACAUCUUGGGUUAUUGAAACGAAAUAUAACAUUGUGCAUGAUAUGAUACUAUAUUAUUAAUUACAUCUGUACAAUACAAAAUAUACAUAGGCCUAUUUUAGAAAUGUUCACUUGUUUGGAUUAUUAGUAAAAUAAUAACAUGCUACAGUUAUAAUGCAGUAUACUUUUAUAGUUGUUUUUGUUUUGUUUUUUAAAGGGGUGAGGGGGUCUACAGUAUGCCAGACGGGACCUCAAUUAAAAAUGGGUUUGCCUGGAAAUCGUCCAAACUUUCCUGUGUCAAACUAGCCUAAACAGAUACUAAUAGACAUCUAAUGUUUUCAUGGGUCCACCCCCUGUGUAAGCAGUUUAUAUCUGAUACCAGAUCGUUGGUAUACCAGUCUUCAGUCAGAUCUUGCGUUUAGAAUGGAGAGGGACAUCACACAAUCAUAGCACUCGAACUGUAAAAUCACUUGAAAUUACUUGGGUGUUACAUCCGUAUAUUUAAUCAGUCCAUUUAUUAUGUAAUAGCUAAUAGAACAGGUCAUUUAAUAAUUUGAAUUAAUGACAAUAUCAAGUUAUCUCUGAAAUACACACAACUGGAUCUCAGAAGGUAGGCGGGAGAUGCUUUAAUGGGAUCUUUCUUAAUGAGAUAUAUUUUUCGAACAAUGGAAUUAAUUACAAGAGUGUGAUCGAAUGUAGAUCCAGGUACUACAAGCGAUAUAAUAUGAGCUUCCUGCCGAGCGGGAUCUCGUUCUUUUUGUCUUUAUUUAUCUGCUGGUUCACAUCCAGAGUCGGCUCGUCUUGGUGGUACAUGGGUAGGACUACCCUGGGUUCUCAAGUGAUGUGCGAGAACAUUCCUGGAUUAGUGAACAAGCAGCGGCAGCUGUGUCACCAGCAUCCCAAUAUGAUGCAGUCGAUUGGAGUUGGGAUUACUGAAUGGAUUAGAGAAUGUCAGCAUCAGUUCCAACAUCACCGCUGGAACUGUAACACGAUAGCUCGAGACCACACCCUCUUUGGCAGGGUUCUGCUCAGGAGUAGUCGUGAAGCUGCGUUUGUCUAUGCUAUCUCCUCUGCGGGUGUGGUGUAUUCGUUAACCCAAGCCUGCAGUCAGGGGGAACUGGAAUCCUGCUCCUGUGAUCCCAAGAAGAAAGGCUCCUCCAGAGACAGUAAGGGUACCUUCGACUGGGGAGGCUGCAGCGACAACAUAGACUACGGCAUCCAGUUUGCACAAGCCUUUGUAGAUGCCAGGGAGAGAAAAGAGAGGGAUGCCAGGGCCCUGAUGAAUCUCCACAACAACAGAGCUGGGAGAAAGGCAGUGAAACGCUUUCUGAAACUAGAAUGCAAGUGUCACGGUGUAAGUGGAUCUUGUACAGUAAGGACUUGUUGGCUGGCAAUGGCAGAUUUCCGGAAGACCGGAGAUUACUUACGGAGAAAGUACAACGGAGCCAUCCAGGUUGUCAUGAAUCAGUAUGGCACUGGUUUCACUGUUGCCUACAAGAAGUUCAAGAAGCCAACUAAAAAUGAUCUGGUUUAUUUUGAGAACUCGCCAGAUUAUUGCAUCAGGGACCAUGAAGCAGGAUCUCUGGGCACUGCUGGCCGGAUCUGUAACCUUACAUCCCGUGGAGCGGACAGCUGUGAAGUGAUGUGCUGUGGCAGAGGAUACGACACCGCCAGCUUCUCGAGGAUGACACAGUGCGAGUGCAAAUUUCACUGGUGUUGUGCUGUCCAUUGCAAAGACUGCCACGAGGUUGUUCAUGUGCAGACUUGCAAAGCUCUAAAGAAUACUGAUUGGCUGGAUCAAACAUGAAGGGAGAGUAGAACUUAGAACAUUUUGCACCAUGUAGACUGCAUACAGUAAAGAAGAUAAAAAGAAGGUAUUUAGCCAUAUGGAAAUUAUAUUAUUAUUGCAGAUAAAUACCACUUUUUAUGUUAU